CGCGACGUCUUGUGCUGCCUGCUCAUAAUUGCACGAUUGGCCAAAAUGCUGCACGACAAGCGCUUCUCGCGAAUAGGUCAAACAUUGUGGUGGUCCUCAAGGUUUCCUAGCCUCUAGGCGGUCUAUCUGAUUACACGAUCACCACACCGGCUGUCACAGUUACCGAUAGCCGACGAAGGUGAGCGAUGAAUGUCGCAAUGUCGAGCUUUUUACAGACAAGAACGCUGAUUUCUUCAUAAAAUACGUGAAAAUAACUCAACCAGUCCAUAUGAACGGCAUCCCACAUUUUGACGAGUUUCUUCGAUCUGGACGUAUAACGGUCCAGAAGAACUCGUAAACCUGUUUUACUUGAGGGAAUGCAGCUGUCAAGAACUUUAGGUCAUGGUUACGACCAACGUAGGGCUCGGCAGGCGUGGAUGAUACCCGUCAACGAUGGGGAAGGGUCGAGAAAUUGUAGUCGAUCAGCAACGGUGGGUAGGAAGCCAAUUGUUGAGCUCAGAAUUGAGGCUGUUUUGCAUGUUCAAUGACGGUGGAGCGGAGAGGAAUCAGCAAAUGGGUGUCAAUUGUGAUUUUGGCGAGGGAGAGUAUUUAGCGAGUGUAGCACAACUUCGUCCUCGUAAGAAGCUUGAAGAGGUGCUCGCGGUUAAUGCGGACGAUGUAUCCAGAUUUGAGUUCCUCGGCUCGGGCAUGGAGAGAGUCUCAGCUCGCUAUCUGCAGCUGCUGUUGAAUGGUUUACCAGAAGCUCAUGGCACAACCGUUGAAUUAACGCGAAAUUCCGGCUCAUAG
Molecule: messenger RNA, 786 nt
Organism: Laccaria bicolor S238N-H82
Lineage: Eukaryota; Fungi; Basidiomycota; Agaricomycetes; Agaricales; Hydnangiaceae
Exons: 3
Coding region: 433-786 (117 amino acids)
Source: RefSeq, a predicted model, not a curated record